Messenger RNA from Sardina pilchardus (European sardine), 3089 nucleotides. RefSeq names its product potassium voltage-gated channel, subfamily H (eag-related), member 1a (gene kcnh1a). Gene Ontology annotation, molecular function: delayed rectifier potassium channel activity. The coding region runs from base 21 to 3089 and encodes 1022 amino acids. NCBI's taxonomy places the organism in Eukaryota, Metazoa, Chordata, Actinopteri, Clupeiformes, Clupeidae. Gene Ontology annotation, cellular component: plasma membrane. Gene Ontology annotation, biological process: regulation of membrane potential; potassium ion transmembrane transport. The transcript is spliced from 11 exons. The record is from RefSeq and is a predicted model, not a curated record.
CGACUGCAUGAGCCGCCGUGAUGGCAGGCGGCCGGAGAGGACUAGUAGCCCCUCAGAAUACUUUUCUAGAGAAUAUUGUCAGACGAUCCAACGACACCAACUUUGUCCUGGGCAAUGCUCAAAUUGUGGACUGGCCCAUCGUCUACAGCAACGAUGGCUUCUGCAAGCUGUCCGGCUACCACCGGGCCGAAGUCAUGCAGAAGAGCAGUACAUGCAGUUUCAUGUAUGGGGAGCUCACGGACAAGGACACGACUGAAAAAGUGCGGAUGACGUUUGAGAAUUACGAGAUGAACUCGUUCGAGAUACUCAUGUACAAAAAGAAUCGAACGCCGGUAUGGUUUUUUAUGAGGAUAGCACCCAUACGGAAUGAACAAGAGAAGGUGGUGCUAUUUCUCUGCACCUUCAGUGAUAUCACAGCCUUCAAACAGCCUAUUGAGGAUGACUCGACUAAAGGCUGGGGCAAGUUCGCCCGACUGACCCGUGCCCUGACCAGCAGUAGAGGGGUACUCCAGCAGCUCCAACCCACCGUCCACAAAGGAGAGAAUGUCCAUAAACACUCGCGCCUGGCCGAGGUGCUGCAGCUGGGUUCGGACAUCUUGCCCCAGUACAAGCAGGAGACGCCCAAGACGCCGCCGCACAUCAUCCUGCACUACUGUGCCUUCAAGACCACGUGGGACUGGGUCAUCCUCAUCCUCACCUUCUACACGGCCAUCAUGGUGCCCUACAACGUCUCCUUCAAGACCAAGCAGAACAACGUCACCUGGCUGGUGGUGGACAGCAUAGUGGACGUCAUCUUCCUGGUGGACAUCGUGCUGAACUUCCACACCACGUUCGUGGGUCCGGCAGGAGAGGUCAUCUCCGACCCCAAGCUCAUCCGCAUGAACUACCUGAAGACCUGGUUCGUCAUCGACCUGCUCUCGUGUCUCCCCUACGACGUCAUCAACGCCUUCGAGAAUGUGGACGAGGGCAUCAGCUCUCUCUUCAGCUCUCUGAAGGUGGUGCGUCUGCUGCGUCUGGGCCGGGUGGCCCGUAAGCUUGACCACUACAUCGAGUACGGCGCGGCCGUGCUGGUGCUGCUGGUGUGCGUCUUCGGCCUGGCCGCCCACUGGCUGGCCUGCAUCUGGUACAGCAUCGGCGACUACGAGGUCAUCGACGAGGACCACAACCAGGUGCGCACGGACAGCUGGCUCUACAUGCUGGGCGAGACGGUGGGCACGCCGUACCGCUUCAACGUCAGCGGCACGGGCAAGUGGGAGGGCGGGCCCAGCAAGGACUCGGUCUACAUCACCUCGCUCUACUUCACCAUGACCAGCCUCACCAGCAUCGGCUUCGGCAACAUCGCGCCCACCACCGACGGAGAGAAGAUCUUCGCCGUCGCCAUGAUGAUGAUUGGAUCCCUUCUGUACGCCACCAUCUUCGGUAACGUCACCACUAUCUUCCAGCAGAUGUACGCCAACACCAACAGGUAUCACGAGAUGCUCAACAGCGUGCGUGAUUUCCUGAAGCUCUACCAGGUGCCCAAGGGCCUGAGCGAGCGCGUCAUGGACUACAUCGCCUCCACCUGGUCCAUGUCACGAGGCAUAGACACAGAAAAGGUGUUGCAGAUCUGCCCUAAGGACAUGCGGCCGGACAUCUGCGUGCACCUGAACAGGAAGGUGUUUAAGGAGCACCCUGCGUUCCGAUUGGCCAGUGACGGGUGCCUGCGCGCCCUGGCCAUGGAGUUCCAGACCAUCCACUGUGCCCCCGGCGACCUCAUCUACCACGCCGGAGAGAGCGUCGACAGCCUCUGCUUCGUGGUGUCGGGGUCACUCGAGGUCAUUCAGGAUGACGAGGUGGUCGCCAUCUUGGGGAAGGGAGAUGUGUUUGGGGACGUGUUUUGGAAGGAGGUGACACUAGCGCAAUCCUGUGCCAACGUCCGAGCUCUGACAUACUGCGACUUGCAUGUGAUCAAGCGUGACGCUCUGCAGAAAGUUCUGGAAUUCUACACAGCCUUCGCCAACCACUUCUCACGCAACCUGCUGCUCACCUACAACCUACGCAAGAGGAUCGUGUUCCGCAAGAUCAGCGACGUGAAGCGCGAGGAAGAGGAGCGUCUGCGGAGGAAGAACGAGGCGCCCCUCAACCUCCCGCCCGACCACCCCGUGCGCCGCCUCUUCCAGCGCUUCCGCCAGCAGAAGGAGGCUCGCCUGGCGGCCGAGACCUUCCCCGCCAACGACCACGACCUGGAGAAGGGCCACGGGCCAGCGCCGGUCCACCUCGGGCACGCGCUCGGACUCCCGGGCUCCGCCCACCAGGCCGUGGUGCUGCACGACGUCAUCGCCAGCACCAGCAUCGUCACGGUGACGGAGAGCCCCGCCACGCCCGUCCCCUGUAACUCCGCCCCCGGGCCGACGCCCGGUCCGUCCGAUCGAGCGCGGCUUCAAGCCCCGUCGCUCGGCGGCGGCGGCAUCGCCGGGACGUCGGCCAAGUCGGAGCCUCGGGCGCGCGGCUGGGGCCGCUUCCGCGAGAGCAUGGCGCCCAAGCCGGACAGCGGCGGCAGCGGCGGCGGCGGCGGCGGCGGCUGGGGCAAAGUGUCCAAGGCGGAGUCCAUGGAGACGCUGCCCGAGCGGGGGAAGGGCUCGGGGGUGCCGGAGGAGAGCGGCCUGAAGAAGACGGACUCGUGCGACAGCGGCAUCACCAAGAGCGACCUGCGGCUGGACGAGGGCGAGGCCCGUUCCCCCGGCGACCGCAGCCCGCUGCAGGGGUCGCUCAUCCCGUCGGUGGUCAUCGGGCACACGCCGGCCGGCACGCCCUCGCCGCUGCCCUCGUCCCACAUCGCGCCCAUCCCCGAGCACAGCCUGCAGGCCUCGCUGCUGGAGCUGCGCGCCGAGCUGAAGGAGGAGCUGGCGGCGCUGGGCAGCCGCAUGCUGGCGCUGGAGAGCCAGGUGGCAGAGGUGCUGCGCCUGCUGCGCCACCACAAGAGCCCCGCGCCCAGCGCUGCCCACAGCCCCGCCUCCAGCCACACCCCCACCCCCACCUCCCCCACGCCGCUCUUCCGCAUCUCCCGCCCCGCCACGCCCGACUCCGACAAGGAGGACAUCUUCAGCUGA